Molecule: messenger RNA, 3784 nt
Organism: Scomber japonicus (chub mackerel)
Lineage: Eukaryota; Metazoa; Chordata; Actinopteri; Scombriformes; Scombridae
Product: protein FAM13B-like
Exons: 20
Coding region: 1-2952 (983 amino acids)
Biological process (GO): signal transduction
Source: RefSeq, a predicted model, not a curated record
AUGGGAGCAAGCGCUUCGGUGUCGCUCUGCAGUGACCCAUCUUCAGUGAGAAUCCUGAAGCCCAGCGCUAAGGUCAGCCCACAGCACAUUACUCCUACCCUGGUUUUAGAGCCUAAAGUGGCUGCCAGGUGUGUGUUUGGUGUUGCCUUUCAAACACUGAGAGAUGACGGGCAAAUGGUCUGUGGAAUACCCCUUGUUUUAAGAGACAUCGUGGAGUACUUGGAUAAGAAUGGAUUGCACCAUAGGGGUCUGUUUCGUCUGUGUGGCUCUGUGGUACGGACCAGGCAGCUGAGACAGCGGUGGGAUAGUGGAGAGAGAGUGGACCUGGAGCAUGAGGGAGAUGUCCCCACGGUGGCCUCACUCCUCAAACUCUUCUUCAGGGAGCUGCCCACCCCCAUAGUUCCUGAACCCUACCGCAAGGAGCUGGUCCUCAGCCUCACAGGAUAUUCAGAUGAGGCAGAGAAGAACCAGUCUCUGAGGGAAAAUCUUUGCCACCUCCCUGAUGACAACCUUGUUAUUUUUUCUCACCUCAUCCACUUCCUGUCCAGAGUGGCUGCUCACAGCCAUUCAAAUCACAUGCCUGUGGAAAAUCUAGCAACCAUCUUUGGGCCUUGUAUCUUCCAUGUUCCAGCUGGACCCAGGAUGCUGGAGGACCAGAAUGUGUGCAACGCCUUGUUGUUCCAUCUUCUCAGGCAUCAUGAGGUUCUUUUUCCGAACCCUGCCAAGGACAGAGUGGCCUCCUCCUCACCCCCCCCGCCUACACUCUCUGCUCUUUCACACUUUGAGGUCCGACCCAGCAGCUGUCACUCCAAGCAGAGUAGUGUGGAGAGGUUAGCGGGAGACACCACCUUUAAUUCAGUGACCAGAGCUUUUAACCAGACAACAUGGACACAAUCUCAACUCAACAGUCCUGACACUCGGGAGCCGGGUUGUGAAACCAGUUCUGACGUCAGUGCUGGCAUUCAGAGUCUGAUCCCAGAUCAGGAGGCCACAGAGGAGACCAGUGAGAGCACAGAGGCAGGCCGUGUGCUCUCCUGCCCCACUGACCCAGGGCCAGAGCAACAUCAGUAUCAGAGCAGACCAUCUCAAAGCAUUCAGGGGGAGCUGCAGGAGUUGGAGUGUACCAUGCAAGGGACUUUCUCAAAAAACAACCUUUCACCAUUUACUUCCAUAUCAAAGGAGAAAGAAGAGGCUAAAGUAGACAACAUCGAAGAUAGAAGGACACCUUCCUCACCUAUCAAAGAUGACUGUUCAAUGGCUUCCACUGAUGCGGGGUACACAUCAUCAAUUUCAGACAGCUGCAUAACAAAUGAAUCACACAGCAAAACCCAAACACAGAUUCAGCACCAAGUGAGCCUGCUGUGCUGCAUGGAGUGCAAGACAGAAGACAAAACUCGUGUGUCUGAGUGGAAGAGCCCCUCCCUCAAACUACAAGCUCUGGAGGCUGACUUGACUUCCCCGCCAGCAUCGCUGGAUCCCCAAGCUCAGGAUAACCUACCUGCCCAGCAACAGCCUCUUUUUACUGAAGAGCCAAGAAUGCAUUUGAACCACGAGCUGCACCUUCACUUGCCACCAUUAUCACCAGCUCAGGAUCAGGACACGGUCGACUCAUCACAGCCUGUAAACACCCCGUCCCCACAUUCAUCAGAGUCCAGUCUUUUAUUUUCCACUGCCACUCUGUCUGAGGGAAUUUCAACAGAUGACAACCUACCGAGCCCACCAGGCUAUAACACCGGCCCUCUUCUCUCUCAUUUUACGACAAGCGACUGCCCUGUUCCUUCACCACGCUGCCCCAACCUCAGCUACAGCCUGCGCUACAACCUGGACACGGAUACAGCUCCUUCUCCACCGUGCUCACAGCACAUCCGCAUGGCUCGCUGCAGCGUUCAUACAGAGCCAGACGAUGGUUCUAUGUCCAUCUCAAUGCUCAACAGACACAUCCACACCCUGAGGAAGAGGAUCAGGCGUUUUGAGGAGCAUUUUGAACAGGAGAAGCACUACAAGCCGGCCCAUAAUGAUAAGAUAGCGCAUCCAGAGAUGGCCAGACUGAUGAAGGAGCUCAUCAAGAGCCGCAAGCAGCUUAAAGAGCUGAAGCUGAAACAAUCAGAAGAAGGUGGGUUAAAAGGGCAAGGAGGUCUAAACCCAGCAGUUGAAACGUGCAGGAGUAACAUAGACCAGAGGGGGGUCGUACCGGCAGGGACUGAGCUGCUGCAACUUAACAACAACACCAACACAUCAAAGCCGAACGUGGAGGAAACUGUCAAUUUCAUAACCAACAGACUGAAGGAAAGACGACGGGAGCUUGGCAUCCCUGACAGCAUUAAGGAGAUGUCCCAUUUCCACAUGACUAUGGAGAAGACUAGUCUGCAGAAAUGUUUGCUCUACUUUGAGAGUCUGCAUGGCCGGCCGAGUACUAGGCAGGAGCGGACUCUGAUAAAAUCCUCCUAUGAUAGAUACCGUCUCAUCAAGCAGCUGCUUUCCUCCACUGCCACAACCGUCAUUACAACCAUUGAGGAGGAGGGCAAUGACGAAGAGCAUCCCAGACAGCGCAGCCCCAGGCAGCAGAAACUCUGGCUGAAACCUCCAAGGUGUAUGUCGCCAGAUGAUUUGCUGCACCUGCCUCCCCUAGAAACGUCUGAAACGCCUCUCGUUUCCCCGCUGGAGGAGGCCAAGGGUCUCCAGCCACAGAUCACCACCAUGGAAACACUACAUGAAGCUUCCAGAUCAGAAUUACUGGAUCACCUCAGGACGGCUCGAUUAGAGAAGCGAAGGCUUCAUCGAGCACUCCGGGAAUUUGAGGACCAUUUAUACCUGCAGACGGGCAGGACCUGUCAAAAGGAGGACCGUGGACCAAUGGCAGAGGAGUACUGCCAGUAUAAGAACCUCAAAGCAAAGCUCCGUCUACUAGAGGCCCUGCUCAGUAAACAACAGGACUCAACCAAGACCAGUUGAGUUUCUCACAGUGGGGUUUUAUUCUAACCUUACAGGACUCUCUUUAAACAAAAAUCAGGUUGAGAAGCUGGUGGGUCUGGUCUUAUUUCAUGCCAUGCUCAUUAUGUUGAUGCACUUUAGAUGAGGAAAACUGUGGUCGAAAUUGGUGACAAUCUGAAUGAACAGCUGGGCAACUGCAGAAUUUUUUUAGUCCCAAAAACACAUCCCCUUUUCAUUCAUGACGCAUCAUAAUGCAAACCUGAUGUAGUAAGUGUAUGUUAUGUAGCACUAAUUCAUGUCAAGGACGAAGAGCUGUAACAACUGGAUGUUAGUUACUUAUUAGUAAUCUUAAUAUUACUGUAUGUAUAUUAUGGCACUUUGUUACUCACUUUUUUUCCUUGCCAAAAUACUAUUUUUGGACUGCUGUGUCCAUAGUUAAUGUGGAAUCUGCAUUUUUUUAAAAAGUGCUAUCUUGGCAAAAAAAGGUAUAAGCUUAAAUGCAAUCAAUGAGACAAUCCUGUCGUGUUUGUGCAUGUCAGUUUUUUAGUCCUACAUUGUGCUAUGAUAUGCAUUAGGAAUUUCAUAGUUGAACUAAAUUGUGUUCAAUUUACAUGUUCAUCUUGGAAAAUACGGUAUGUUAACGUUGGCAUAAUAGUGCAAGUUAUAUCAGCUGUGUAAUUUAUCCCCCCACCUUUGCUUGUAUGAAGUUAAUUCCCCCUAAAUGCAAUUGUUGACAAUGAUCAGAACUUUUGACAUUGUGCACUUCUGGUUUAUAUAGUUUUCUCUCUAUAUAUACGAAUGUAUCAAUAAAAAUAAAUAUUUUUUCACAUUUAUUCUGCUAAACACAGUUUAU